UACUAGUUGUUGCUGCUGCUGCUCGCUCACUGUCCACUGUGUACAUAUGGAGAGAGUGGUGAAAGCAGAUUUUGUAGAUGCUCUUACUACUGCACAGAGCCAAGUUGAUGAUUAUCAGUCUAAACUGGAGGUUUUAAAUCAAAAUUUGUUCAAAGCUGAAGCUGAGAGGAAAAAGUUCCGGGAUCAAUUCUUAUAUGCCGAACAAGAGCUAGCAGCUGCAAAAGGACGUGAACAGGUACUACAAGACCAGCUCUCAAAGGACCUCAGUGAUUCUUAACAACGAUUGAAGAAACAGCUGCAGUCCUACAAUGAACUAUAUGUUAUUGCUGUAAAAGGGUUAAUUUGAUUUGGUGAGAUAUAUUGGCUUGAUGAACUCAGUGGCUUUAAUGAAACUAGUAAUUGUGAAAGAGAACUCAAAUUUUGCUCUGGAGCAUUUUAGGGUU
Messenger RNA from Rubroshorea leprosula, 443 nucleotides. NCBI's taxonomy places the organism in Eukaryota, Viridiplantae, Streptophyta, Magnoliopsida, Malvales, Dipterocarpaceae. The record is from the annotation of a GenBank genome assembly.